CUAUGUUUCUAUGAUGGCCCAAGAACACGCUCAUUCUUCAGCCAUAGAGAGACUUUUGAAUUGUGAGGUACCAUUACGAGCUCAAUAUAUACGAGUGUUAUUCUGUGAAAUAACUCGAAUUUCAAAUCAUUCACUUGCUUGAACUACUCAUGCUAUGGAUGUAGGAGCAUCAACUCCGUUCCUGUGGGCUUUUGAGGAGCGGGAGAAAUUUUUCAAAUUCUAUGAAAGAGUCUCGGGAGCCAGGAUGCAUGCCA
Messenger RNA from Capsicum annuum, 254 nucleotides. RefSeq names its product NADH dehydrogenase [ubiquinone] iron-sulfur protein 2-like. The record is from RefSeq and is a predicted model, not a curated record. Gene Ontology annotation, biological process: mitochondrial electron transport, NADH to ubiquinone. Gene Ontology annotation, molecular function: NADH dehydrogenase (ubiquinone) activity; NAD binding; quinone binding. Lineage: Eukaryota; Viridiplantae; Streptophyta; Magnoliopsida; Solanales; Solanaceae.